This is a messenger RNA of Rhizoctonia solani, 318 nucleotides long. RefSeq lists its product as uncharacterized. The record is from RefSeq and is a predicted model, not a curated record. The coding region runs from base 1 to 318 and encodes 105 amino acids. Lineage: Eukaryota; Fungi; Basidiomycota; Agaricomycetes; Cantharellales; Ceratobasidiaceae. The transcript has a single exon.
AUGCCGAAUGUGCCGUUACGCCGCCCUAUUUGUGAUUCAGAUCCCCAGACACUUCUCAAAGCCUUCUUGUCGUCAACCAAGGAACAGGAUACCCCAGUGGUGAUAUCAUCCAAACACGGUCGUCUGACUGGAAAAACUAAACCAAUACCACUCAGGUUAUCGCCGAAAUCAAAAAUUUGCAUCCGGGAUUGCCGAGCUGAAAUUGUGAGCGCUGCAAGACCUCUGGGAUCUACCACAACCCCACCCCGUCUUAUGCAUCCCGCGCACUGCGGAGGAAUACCCAUUUACUGCUUUGCCGUCAAGGAGAGCUACCAAUAG